AUGCCGAGUAAACUGAGCUGAAGGGAUUUGAAUGCAAAAUGCAGAUCUCUUCUCAGACAUUCUCAUCUCCCAGGGGCGAGGGAUGAUUUCCUGCUGCCUUACCUGUACUUUGGCCCCUCAGUUGCAGUUGAAGUCAACAUUUCCAAUUCAGGAUGAGUUAAGCCACUCAGUAAUGGAGGACUCCAGGAAAGGUCUAUGGUGAUAACAACCCCACGGCCUCAUAAUUGGCAAAGGACAGUAGGUUCAAGGAUUCAUUAUUCUGUGAUAAUCUAAACUUUGGACUGGAAGCGCAGCUUCCAUGCUGACUUUGGGAGUAGAUGACCGCUCCUGCUGCAGAGUUCCCAGGACUGGACGUGGGGAAGCCCUUCCUGCACAUCAUCCCAGCCCAGGUGCACUGCUCCACCUCACGGCUGCUUCAUGACCACCAGGAGGUCUACCCUUGUUAACUCCAGGCACCUUGUCAUGGAGAAGUGACAGGUAGCCAUGGAAUUCAGCUCUAAGAAAGGCCUGAAAAGGCACCCAUCCAGGUUCAUCAUCCAAGUUGAAAAGGAGCGUCUUCACCUGCUCAUGAUUCGAGAAAAGUCACAUGAACUUUCCAUUGUUGAGACUCUUAGUCAGAAUCUGACCAUGAGUCCAUCUCCUCAUUAAUGGUCUUUGGAUGGCUCCUGGAGGAUCUUGAUUUUUCUCCUGAGGACAUCUUGUUUUCCUGGGACAGGUUCAUGCCAGACCGUCUCCCCAGUCGACCAUGAGCCAGCCAGACCCCACCUGUCACCCUGAUCCCAGCCCCGCACCCCUGUGUGUGGUGUGUGGCCAAGCCCACUCCCCUGAGGAAAACCACUUCUACGCCUACACAGAAGAUGUGGACGAUGACCUCAUAUGCCACAUCUGCCUACAAGCUCUGCUGGACCCUCUGGACACUCCGUGUGGACACACCUACUGCACCCUGUGCCUCACCAACUUCCUGGUGGAGAAGGACUUCUGCCCCGUGGACCGCAAGCUUGUGGUGCUGCAGCAUUGCAAGAAGUCCAGCAUCCUGGUCAACAAGCUCCUCAACAAGCUGAUGGUGACCUGCCCGUUCUCGGAGUACUGCGCCGAGGUGGUGCAGCGCUGUGACCUGGAGCAGCACUUUCAAACAAGCUGUAAAGGUGCUUCCCACUACGGCCUGACCAAAGACAAGAAGAGGCGCUCUCAAGAUGGCUGCCCCGAUGGCUGCGUGAGCCUCACGGCAACAGCUCUCUCCCCAGAGGUCUCUGCCGCUGCCACCGUCUCCUUGGUGACAAAUGAGCCUGGCCUAGACAACCCUGCCUACGUGUCCACCGUGGAGGAUGGUCAGCCAGCAGACAGCCCAUUGGACUCUGGCCGGAGCAACCGAACUAGGGCACGGCCCUUUGAGCGAUCCACGAUCAGAAGCAGAUCUUUUAAAAAAAUCAACCGAGCUCUGAGUGUUCUUCGAAGGACAAAGAGUGGAAGUGCAGUUGCCAACCAAGCUGACCAGGGCAGGGAAAAUUCUGAAGACACCACUGCCCCCGAAGUCUUUCCAAGGUUGUAUCACCUGAUUCCAGAUGGUGAAAUUACAAGCGUCAAGAUCAAUCGAGUGGAUCCCAAUGAAAGCCUCUCCAUUAGGCUCGUGGGAGGCAGCGAAACCCCACUGGUCCACAUCAUCAUCCAGCACAUUUACCGCGACGGGGUGAUUGCCAGGGACGGCCGGCUGCUGCCAGGAGACAUCAUCCUGAAGGUCAACGGGAUGGACAUCAGCAACGUACCUCACAACUAUGCCCUGCACCUCCUGCGGCAGCCGUGCCAGGUGCUGCGGCUCACAGUGCUGCGUGAGCAGAAGUUCCAGAGCCGGAGCAGCGGACAGGCCCUGGAUGCCUACGGGCCCCGCAGUGACACCUUUCAUGUGAUUCUCAACAAGAGCAGCCCCGAGGAGCAGCUGGGAAUAAAACUGGUGCGCAGGGUGGAUGAGCCCGGGGUGUACAUCUUCAACGUGUUGGACGGCGGUGUGGCGGACAGACACGGUCAGCUGGAGGAGAACGACCGUGUGUUGGCCAUCAACGGACACGACCUUCGGUAUGGCAGCCCAGAAAGUGCGGCUCACCUGAUUCAGGCCAGUGAAAGGCGUGUUCACCUCGUCGUGUCCCGCCAGGUGCGUCUGCAGAGUCCUGACAUCUUUCAGGAAGCUGGCUGGAACAGCGACGGCAGCCAAUCCCCAGGGCCGGGGGACAGGAGCAGCACUCCCAAGCCCCUCCAUCCUGUGGCCACUUGCCGUGAGAAGGUGGUAAGUGUCCGAAAAGACCCCAGCGAGUCUCUCGGCAUGACCGUUGCCGGUGGAGCAUCACAUCGGGAGUGGGAUUUGCCCAUCUACGUCAUCAGCGUGGAGCCCGGGGGAGUCAUCAGCAGAGAUGGAAGAAUAAAAACAGGUGACAUUUUGUUAAAUGUGAACGGGAUUGAACUAACAGAGGUCAACCGGAGCGAGGCAGUGGCAUUAUUGAAAAGCACAUCCUCCCUGGUGGUUCUGAAAGCUUUGGAAGUCGAAGAACACGAGCCUCAGGAAGCCUGCAGCAGCCCAGCAGCCCUGGACUCCAACCACAACAUGGCCCCAGCCAGAGACUGGUCCCCCUCCUGGAUCAUGUGGCUGGAAUUACCACGGUACCUGUAUAACUGUAAAGAUGUUAUAUUACGAAGAAACACAGCUGGAAGUCUGGGCUUCUGCAUUGUAGGAGGUUAUGAAGAAUAUAAUGGGAAUAAACCUUUUUUUAUUAAAUCCAUUGUCGAAGGAACACCAGCAUACAAUGAUGGAAGAAUUAGAUGCGGAGAUAUUCUUCUGGCUGUCAAUGGUAGAAGUACAUCAGGAAUGAUACAUGCUUGCUUGGCAAGGAUGCUGAAAGAACUUAAAGGAAAGAUUACUCUUACUAUUGUUUCUUGGCCUGGCACUUUUUUAUAGAAUCAGUGAUGGGUCAUAGGAAAACAGAAAACUACAGAUAAGCUAAGUUGAAACAAUGUAUUUAUCUUGUCAAUUUUUAUAUUUAAAGGGUACACUGUAAAAAUGUAAACUCUUGUCAGGAAAAGUAUGAUCCAAUGAAAGCCAAUUACACCUCAGAAAAUGUAAUACUCAAAACAUAAAUCUGAAUAGCUUUUAUUCAGUGUGGAAGAUUUCUCAUUACUCCACAACUUUAAGUUUAUAUUUUUCUAUUCAUUAAAAAGAUCUUAAAAGGCUGAGAUCAUUUGUAUCCCCCCACUGGAUUCAAAUCCUACAAUUAAAAAUUUGGUAUAUGCUGAGGUCUGUAAAGGGUAUAUUAUGGGCAUUUAGAAAAACAAUUUACAGCCAGAGGAUUUUAAAAGUGCACUGUUGAAAAUGUUCAUCAAAUGAGAAAUAAAUAUUUUUCAAAUUAUGGUUGUCUUUUAGUAUACGACAUUAAAUUCAUUUCAAUUAUCGCUA
Molecule: messenger RNA, 3439 nt
Organism: Nyctereutes procyonoides (raccoon dog)
Lineage: Eukaryota; Metazoa; Chordata; Mammalia; Carnivora; Canidae
Gene: LNX1
Product: ligand of numb-protein X 1
Exons: 11
Coding region: 746-2944 (732 amino acids)
Biological process (GO): ubiquitin-dependent protein catabolic process
Cellular component (GO): cytoplasm
Molecular function (GO): metal ion binding; ubiquitin-protein transferase activity; protein binding
Source: RefSeq, a predicted model, not a curated record